Molecule: messenger RNA, 390 nt
Organism: Fusarium coffeatum
Lineage: Eukaryota; Fungi; Ascomycota; Sordariomycetes; Hypocreales; Nectriaceae
Exons: 3
Coding region: 1-390 (129 amino acids)
Source: RefSeq, a predicted model, not a curated record
AUGAUGAAGAGAAUUGCAGUUUUCAUUUGCCUCCUCGGCAGUACUGCCGCUGCUAUUGACCGCAGCUGCGUUGACAUAAAGUUCGACAGCAGUACCAAUACGCUUUCAGGUCGAUGCCUGCCAUACGAUAAUUCAGGUUACCUUCCUACAGCCUUGGACCUCGACAGAUGUUUUGGAUAUGAUGGCAAGGAGCUUACGCCGGACGGAAAGAACUUUAGCGACAGCUGUAACAACUGUCGCAUGUUCACAGCACCCGAUCCGUGGUGGGGCGGGAAGAUCUAUUGGCUGGGUUGUACUUGUGAUGGCAAGGCUGAGGAAGCAACUGCCCCUAUUGAAGCGGCGGUUGCGCAUGAGUAUGUUCACAACGAGAACGGUGUUCUUGUAUGCUAG